GGCAGUUCCUGACUGUGACUCAUUGCUUGUGCCCAGACCGCUUCGACAGCUACACACGGAAUGAAAACACUGUUUUCAGUUCCUAAAAUUUUACAGAGGUUUUACAUAUUGAACAUAAUUUUGUAGUUUUUUUGUAAAACGCCUUCAUAAUGGAUUGUAAAAGCUGAGCCCCACACUCUGCCCCAGGACAGACUACUGCCAUCCUGACAUUGGAGAACAACCACAACUCUUCAAAGUUAUUCACAGAGAAGCCUUAACAUGGCUGCUGCUGCCCUUGUCACAGAGAACUUUAGGUUUGUGUCUCUCUUUUUUAAGAGUAAAGAUGUGAUGAUCUUCAAUGGUCUGAUUGCCCUUGGUACUGUUGCUGGCCAGACAGCAUACAAUGUUUUUGCCUUUAAUUGUCCAUGCUCCCCCAGAAGGAAUUACUGCUAUGGCCUGGCUGCCAUUGGUGCUCCGGCGCUGGCAUUUUUCCUCAUAGGAGUAAUGAUGAACAGGAGUACCUGGGAUCUGGUGUUUGAGUGCCGUCUCAGGAAGUGCCGUAAGCUGUCAGGAGCUGCAGCCUUUGUGCUACUGAGAUCCAUUAUUGGCCAUGCUGUGGUUGCACCGCUGACUUGGGUAGUUAUCUCGUUGCUGCAAGGGCAGGCGUACACAUGCGCCCUCAGUGAAUUUGUGGAUCCCAGCACACUGAAGGGCUUCCCUGUCGGACAAGGGUCAGAAAUCAUGGCAAAGUUCCCAUGUCAAGAAGGUAUUCCUGCAGAGCUGCAAGGCUUCAAGGCAGAAGUUGAACGGCGACUGAAGUAUGAAUCUCAGCUGAUUGGCUGGCUGCUGGUUGCUGGGAUGUCUCUGAUGGUUUUCCUGUUGAUGUGUGUGAAGCGUUGUUCCUCUCCCCUUGGCUACCGGCAGGAGGACUACUGGUCCCAGUACCGCUCUGCUGAAAAGACACUCUUCCAAACAACAGCUGCUGUCCAUGCCCAGAUUUUAGCUGCAGAAAAUGUUAAGACCUUCUUUGGUUUUGUGGCCCUGGACAAAGAACUAAAGGAGCAGAUUGCUGAGCACCCCAGUGCCAGUCCUAUCUGCAAUGUUAACUGGGACAGAGUGACCGGUGUCUCUCUGUACAGAGAGAAGAAUGGAUUACCACUGUACAGCAGACUCAACAAAUGGGCAACAUACAAUCUGGAGAACGACAUAGAGGCCAUAGAGAAAGAGAUGGACACAUUCAGCUGACAGUUUGUAAAGGGUAUUAAGUCACUUCCAUAAACUGCAGAGUAAGUAAACUAGUAUAAUACAAUAUGUCUUUUCCAGCAUUUCAAAAUGCUUGACAUAUAACUGAUAUAUUUAUUUUUUGUGGAAAGACAGGAUGUUAUUGAUGUGUUUUUAUCAGUUUUUCCAAGGCAGUUCACCAUCAGUGCAAGGAGAGUAAGAUUAAGUAAUGACUAAAUUAAGACAUAUAGGGUGUUUCAAUUCCCCCUUACAUAUAGUUACUGUUUUGAGGGGAAAAAGUCACCUCAAGUGGAAGAAAAAACUUUUAUUUUCCAAAAGUGAGGAAGUGUUUUGUAUGUUCUCCUGUUUAUUGUAACAUACCUGCUGUAAAGUCACACAAAAUGAUAUCUGUGUGGAGUCUUUGUUUGUUUUUUUGUUUUUUUUUUGUUGUUUUUGUUUUUUGAAGCCAGUAUAAGUGAAGGAGAUACUGUUUUAGUUGUAAUCUGAAACUUCACCACUGGCAUGAUCAUAAUCAUCAUAAAAAUGUUACUUGUGCCAAUAUAGACAUCUUACGCAUCAUUAGAGGGCAUAGAUUCUUCAAAUUUUUGCUAUUUGGGUAUUUUUAUGGAAAUCAUAAGCAUUAAAUAACAAUUUGUCAUUAAGUAAAGACGUGUUGUGGAUUAUUGAUAUUCCUUUAGUGCAGGGGUCAAUUCAGAUUUAAGGGGGUUAGGAUAGAGAACAUUUCAGUGUGUACAGGUCUGCAGCAUUAUCAUGUUUAAAUUGCAUUAUAAUUUUGUUAUAUAUUAAUUCACUUACCUAUAUUGAAUUAGCAUCGUCAUUGUGUCAACAUCUGCACUGUGUUCCUUACGUUGCCCAUUUUUCUGCUUCCAACACAUUGACUUCAAGGACUAAAUGUUCACUUGCUGGCUGCCUCAUAUAUCCAACCUACUGAAAGGUAUCAUUGUAAUUAAUCAAUCAAUAUUAUUACCACUUCAUUCAUUACCAGUUAUAAUGUUUUGACUUGUGGGUCUAACAAUGUUAAGAUACAUUGAUUUAUUUUCCUAAUUAGGAAGAAUGCACUGUUGGUACACUGGUCAAACUUUUAUUCUAUUAUUCUAAAUCUGUAAUCUAAAUCUUUAUUGUACUUAUUCAUGUUUAUCUUGUAUCAACACAUCAAUAUUGCACUGUUGUAAAUGCUUAA
This is a messenger RNA of Sphaeramia orbicularis (orbiculate cardinalfish), 2401 nucleotides long. RefSeq names its product calcium homeostasis modulator protein 2. The transcript has 3 exons. Bases 259 to 1224 code for a protein of 321 amino acids. Gene Ontology annotation, molecular function: monoatomic cation channel activity. The record is from RefSeq and is a predicted model, not a curated record. Gene Ontology annotation, cellular component: plasma membrane. Lineage: Eukaryota; Metazoa; Chordata; Actinopteri; Kurtiformes; Apogonidae.